Messenger RNA from Stegodyphus dumicola, 11918 nucleotides. RefSeq lists its product as uncharacterized. The record is from RefSeq and is a predicted model, not a curated record. Gene Ontology annotation, cellular component: cytoplasm. Gene Ontology annotation, biological process: negative regulation of MAPK cascade; peptidyl-tyrosine dephosphorylation. NCBI's taxonomy places the organism in Eukaryota, Metazoa, Arthropoda, Arachnida, Araneae, Eresidae. Gene Ontology annotation, molecular function: MAP kinase tyrosine/serine/threonine phosphatase activity; protein tyrosine/threonine phosphatase activity; MAP kinase tyrosine phosphatase activity.
UGAAAUAUUUUAAUAAAUUCUAAAUUGUUUAUUUACAGACACUUGGGAAAUAUAUCUCAUGUUUUAUAAGUUAAAUCAGAUGCCCUUUUUCAAUGUGCAUCUUCGAAGACUUCAUACAGCAUUCGUAAUUUUCCUCAGAUUUUCGAAUUUUGGCGACUUUGGCGCUGAAUGAAAUGCCUCAAAGCAACCCUAGCAUACACGACGUCACCAGAGAAUUAUUACGACCAUGAGUACGAGUACGAGUAAUCCUCAGCGUAAAAAUGUUUGCAAUGUGUACUUGAAAGCGUGAUCAUAUAGGAAAGGGUCUUCUAUCCAGAGAAUUCAAAAUUUUUUAACACCGACUUUCUUCUGUUAUUUGAAAGAUCCGUAUUAGUCAUUCUUCUCAAAGCAAUAACAUGCUCAGUAAUAUGAAACAUCAUGAAUGACAGACACAUCUGCUGCAUAUCAGGUUCUUUUAUAAUAUAUGCAAUCUGCACGAAAAUGAGGAGAACUUCUGUAUCUCGUUUCUUGGUCAGCUGAUCGAGAAAAUUUAAAUUGCAUUUUAUUGUCAGAGAUUGUUAAAGGAUCUUUUUAUUAAACUAGAAUUUGGAAGUAUGCUUCUCUUCUUUCGGUUUUCUGGAACUGCAUGCAGUUGCUGUGAAUGAGAAGCUUUAUAAAAUGGAUUUGUAGAUAGUGAAUGAAAAAAUCAAUUUUGUUGAUAUGGCACAUAGUUUAAUGGUGUGUACAGUGGAUGUUCACCAGCUUGCAGCUAUUGUAAGAAAUCAUAUUGAUAAUGCAUUAAUACUUGACAGUCGUUCUUUUCUUGAAUACAAUGCCUCUCAUGUUGUUAAUGCUAUAAAUGUUGGCUGUGCUAAACUUAUGAAAAGACGCCUACAGCAAGAAAAGAUAAGCAUUGAAGACUUUUUGGCUCAAAACUGCCACUGGGAAGUUGAUAGAAGCAUUGAUAUAAUUGUUUAUGAUCAGAAUACUCGAGAUGCCAAAUGCCUUCUCCCUGACAGUUUCAUGGCGGUUUUCCUUCAAAAACUUUUACCUGUCUACAAUAGUGUAAACAUUUUAAAAGGUGGAUUCCUUGAAUUUCAAGCCGCCUAUCCUCAUCUUUGUGAAGAUGAAAGAACAAAAUAUGCACCUUUAACUUCAUUAUCUCAGCCUUGCCUCCCAGUUACUAAUCAUGGACCCACUAAGAUUUUGCCAUUUCUGUACUUGGGUUCACAACAUGAUGCACUCAAUCAAGAAAUUCUUCAACAUUACAAUAUUACAUACCAACUAAAUGUGAGUACAACCUGCCCCAAACCUGAUUUUAUUCAAGAGUCUCAUUUCUUAAGAAUACCUGUGAUUGAUAAUUACAGUGAGAAACUGCUACCUCAUUUCCCUAAAGCCUUUCAGUUCCUUGAUAAAGUUAAAGAAUCUGGUGGAAGCGUUCUUGUGCAUUGCUUAGCUGGGAUAUCAAGGUCUGCUACAGUUGCAAUAGCUUAUGUUAUGAAGACCCUUAAAAUGAGCUCAGAUGACGCUUACAGGUAUGUGAAGGCAAAAAGGGCUACAAUAUCUCCAAAUUUUAAUUUUCUUGGUCAGCUGUUGGAGUAUGAAAAACAGUUGCUACGAGAAUGUGUUUUGGAUUUUAAAUCUCAAUCUGCUACCAUACCUAUGUUUAAUUCUUCUAGUCCGUCAUUUGAACAAAACUGUAAAAAUAAGCCAGUUUCUCAUAAAAUGAUAGACACCACCAUCAUGUGUUCACAGCAGCUAGAUCGUGAUUGUAUCGUGAAGUACACUGAUUUAGCUGAGUUGACGUUUCCUAAAGGGAUUUCACAGUCUAUGGAGACUGUAAAAACAAAACAAUGUAAUUCUGCUUUUGAAAAAAGAACAUAUAAGAAUGGAGAUGUUUGUAACUAUGUUUCAAAUAAGGAGUCUGGAACUUUUAGCAUAAAAUGUUUAGCUGUUUCUUCUUUGAAGGAAUUAAACUUUACUCCUUGUCAGACUUCUGCAUUUAAGACAUCACAGUGCUUGAAGGGUGAUAAAAACAGUGUAAAGGCUCCUAAAGUGCCGAGUUAUGUUAGUUUGCCAAAUAAAAUGGAAAGUUCAAAUUUUGCAAAUUCAUAUCCAUGCCUUAAGUUAGAUAAGAAGAUGGAUUCUUCUGAUAAUGAAAUCCUCCUUUCAGAAUGUAAAAUGGAAACUCUGCGAAAUCUGAGUUCUCUUUCACCAGAUUAUCAUUCUGCAGAUCUGAAAUCUUUUGAAUUUGAUUCCAAAUCCUAUAACAGAUCAGAUUCAGUUAGUACAUCGGGAUUGGGCAGUGAGGGAUCUGAUUGUGCUGAUAGUUGGAAUGAGUAUACUAGUUCCUGUGAACGUGAAACUGAUAUUUUGAUGGAUGAUGAUUUCUCGACAGUGCCUGCUGAAGAUGAUGAAUAUCAGAGGAAUAAGAUCCUUGGUUUCGAUGAUUCUUAUGAAGAUUCUUUGUCUUUGUACCCAAAGUAUGAGCCUCAAUUCAAUAAUCGAUGUACACAUGUAGAAAAGUAUUCCCAUGCUGCUUCAGGAGGAAUUGAUAAACAAUUCAGCAUCAGAUGUGGAGACACUUCAAAGUAUUCUGCUGAAAAUGGAGUCUUAAAGUCUGUGCAGAAUUCUGAAUAUGAAAAAGAACUCAGAGGAGCACAUAUAUUGUAUCGAGCACAAUCUUGUCCAGGUAUGCUUAGUUCAGAAUCUUCACCAGAAGUAUCAGGCACAGAUAAAUUACCGGAAAAUAACAAUGUCAAACUCAGGAAGACAAGGCCUGCAAAGUCAAGCAAAGAUAAAUGUCGGAAUCGAUACAGUUGUAGUAGCAUUGAUUAUAUGGACUAUUCCCUGAGUACAGGUUUGUCUCAUGAAUCUUGUCCUGAUGUCUUACAUUUUUCAUCAAGGUCAGAAAGUUCACCAAUACCUUCUUCUCAUUGUAAUUAUCGUCAUAGCAUGAUACAAGUAUCAUGAUUCAUUCCAUUGAAAGUUCCUUAUGUGUUGUGAAAGAUGAUCAGAAUAGGAGAGGCACAAAAGCACAAAUUUUUAUAAUGUUUUGCACUUGCUUCAGAUAUUUUAUAUGAGCUCAAACUCUAAAGAUAUAUAGAAGCUUCAUAACUAAAUAGUAUCAUAAUGAUUAGAAUGAUCAACCAUCUCUAUUCUAAUUGUAUAAAUAAAGAAACGAGUACAAAAAUUGCAAAUUAACAGAUUUUGUUAAAAUAUGCAGAUAGUUUUAAUCAGUAGUUAACUCUAAGAUUGACAAAGCUUUUUGGAUCUAUACAUGAAGCUUUGUAUUUAUCACUUAGAUAAUUGCACGUUUUUCUUUUCGUAUUUUCAAACUAUUCAAACUAUACAAAUGAUUAUAAGUCGCUGAAGGCUAUAAGAGAGCAAAGUAUUUUAGGAACAGAAUGAUAUACAUAAAAUGGGAGCAAAUCUUAUAAUCUGUUAAAGAGCCACCAAGCCACUUAGAGUGGUAAUUAAUUGUAAAUAUGACAGUAAAAUUUUAAAGCAUAAAUUUUUCUUCUUGUAUUCUAUUCUUCCAUACUGCAUAUUGACAAUUGUUGAUAAUUGCCAUAAUUAUAAGAUAUUUUCAAUAUUGUAAAAAAUUAACAAUCAGUUAAAUCUGAGCUAUAUCAGUUAAAAAAUUUUAAACAUGUUGAAUAUAUGUGCAUUAUAUUUGUAUUUAUAAUGUUGUUUUUGGCAAAAAUGUGGUAGUUGAUUUUUUUAUUUAAUAAUUUGGCAAUUGUUCAGGCUAUCAUGAUGCAAAGCUAACCUGGAAGGUACUGACUAUGUAUAUAUAUAUAUCUAAUAAUUUACUCCAUUAAGCUAUAUUACCAAAACCAUUUUAUUGCUAAAAUCAUUACAACAAAGUUCAUGCACCAUAAGAAAAGAAAUUUAUAACUAUAUCAUUGAAUUGUAUCUUUGUUAUAUUUUAUACAGUUUCUGUAUUAGUACUUUGUUGUCUCUACAGAAUCGUCAAUGAAUUUAUUUUUAAUUAAUUGGUUGUUGUAUUAUAGUAAACCUAUAAUAAACUUCUUUCUCAUUGUCAUUUUUAUCCUGACAUUCUGUUCUAUUAUACCAUUUAUCAAAUUUAAUCUGUUGAAAUCAAAGCAGAAUGUAAAUUCUAAGAUGUAAUAUAACAUAUGGAUAGCAUUUGUUUACUUUCAGACAUUUAUGCAUGUAACUGGCGCCUGAACAAUCUAAAAAUUUUAUGUUGUUAAGUAAAACAAAGGCUAUCUAAAUGUUGUACAAGUUUCUAAAUAAAUGUUUAAUUGAAAGAAAUACAGAAAAAGAAAAAAGUAAAUCAGUCACAUCACAUUUUUCUUGUGUUCUCAGGUUAGCUUUGUUAUGAUUUCACUAGCAAUUAAAUUUUUUCACAUAUAAUUAAAAGUUAGAUUUCAUGCACCAAAUUUUAAAUAUUUUUAUAUAGCAUUUUCCCUGAUCUUAUUGCAGAUUUUUUUGCUUUGCAUGCAAAAUGUAUUUUAUUUAUCUAUUUUGGAACAGAGUGCGUAUGUAUGUAAAUAUAUACAUAUAUGGCAGUCUUGGUAGAGGUAAACUUAAGAGGCGUGAUUGGUAAAUUAUCUUCAUACUUUAAUGUUUUUGUUUCUAAAAUACUAUGCACUUUGCAAUAAAUAAUAUAUAUGCUGCAUUAAUUAAACUGUCUUUUUAAAAGAAGCUCUUCAGGAAACCAUUUGUUGAUGUUGUGACCGUAUAUCAAAACAGAAUUUGUAACAAAUGGUGAUUUUCAGCCUUGUAUUGAAUUUAUUAAAACAUUUUUUCUGGAGGUGCACUUAAUGUUUCUGAUGUUAAAAUUAAGACCAAUAUAACAAUGCAAACCACUAUUUAUCUAAGGUUAAUUUAAAACGUUUAAUUCAUAACUCUCAGAUUUAUAUGUAAUUGUAAUUUUUACAAUGAAAUAUAAGCAAAUCAGUGUGUGUCAUUUUACUGCUUAUAUUUCACUGUGAUUAUGUAUUGCUUAUGUUUCAGUAUGUUUUAAAUUAACCAUUUCAGUGUGAUUGCAUUUAUGUCUUGGAAUCAUUUUCUGGGAGACACAUAAUAGUUAUGUUAUGAUUCUGAGUAAAUAUAGAAGAAAUAUAAUAAUUCUAAUUCUUCAGCAGAUCUGUUAUAUCACCUCAAUGGUAUUUUCUUAUUUGUCUAAAGUUAAAUGAAGCAUGCAAAUUAAAGUUAUGAUAUUUAUUUUAUGAAUUAAAUAAUUAGGCAGCUUAAUUUUAUUGAUUUCAUAUAUUUCAUUUCUGUAUCCUAACCAUGUACCAAUAGCAAGCAUAUAAAUUAUAAAAAUAUUAAAUGGCUUUUUGUGUAUCGAGUUUUUAUCAUUUGACAAUUUUAAUUUAUAUUCAGUUAUUUAAAUUAAGGCAAACUGUGAAAGCUGUUUGCCUAAUCAGAGGAAUUUAAUUUGCUAAACUCGAUCCCAUUUUUGAUGACAUGAUUAAACUCGAGAUUUUGUUUUGUUUAUUUUAUUUUAUUUGAUUAUGGCAAAGCAUGCGAGGGCCAUUUGCCUUAACCCAAGGAAUGGUGCACUUUUUACCCAAUCACUGAUUGAGGUGACUUGGCUUCUUAGAUUUGACUUCCCACAUAUUGCAAAAACUUUGUAAUUACAAAGUUGUCCAUCUUAUAGAGUCAAAGGCUCCCGAGAUAAAGAAGGAGACCACAACCACAUGGAAUUCAGAUUUUUGUGAGCCGGUAAUAUUGGCAAGAUCAAAAAGAGCAUUUUUCGUAAAACAGCCUGGUGGAAAUCCGUAUUGUUUUGUAGAUACAAAAUCAUUCUUUAAUAAAAAUAGUACACUCUAUUUGUAAGUAACUUAUCCAAAACUUUUUCACAAAAUCUUAACAAAGAGAGCAUUACCUCUUUAGGGUAAUGCUUUUCAGCUUCAGGAAUGCUUUCAUGCUUCAGGAAAUUUAUAUCUAGUGCACCAAUAUGGAAUUGUUACCUGUAAGGCCCCCUCAACCCCCCAAAAAAGAAAAUCUGUUUUUAUAUUGCUUGUAUCAUGUACCAGGCUUGCACCAGAUUGCUGUAAAUCACAUUAAGGUAGAGGGCAAACCUUGAGAAUUCAUAUUUUUUCCCCCUUUGUAAUUGUAUUAUUAUUGUGCAGUAAAAUGUUUUUGUUUUACCAGAUCUAGUUAGUUUGAAGUAUGCAGGAAACAUAAGGUAGCUACAAUAUAGUUUAGUCUAAGAGCUUUGGGCCCACUAGUGGCUGACUGGUUAAAAAGCAUUUAGUUCAACCUGGGUUCGAGUCCCAGUGAAUGGGCUCACUACAUGUGUGUUUUUAUGUUUAAUGUGAAUAUAAACCUGCCCCUUAGAGUAAGUCCUUCAUGAAAACACAUACCUUCUUUUCCAGGCAAAUAACCCUUUUGUGUUUUGCCUCAACCAGCUAACCUGAAAACUUUGAGAAGAAUAAGAAAAGAAUGUAAUUUGUAGCUCUUGGGGAAACGUGCCAUAUAAAAUGAAAAUCUCAUGUAGUAUGUUGUUAAAAGAGCUUUUGUCAUUGAAAUUUUCUGUUAAUUAUUUAUAUGCAUUAUAUCCAAUUUAAAGAAAAAGUCUUUUGUAGUGAAAUUGUUUAUGUCAUAAUAUCUAGCUGCUAAAUUUAAAAGGUUAAUUAAUGUCAUAAUGCAUGCUAUAAAUUAAUACCUACCUAAUGGAUGUAUAGUUAUUAGAAAUUAAAUAGAAUUUCAUUUUAUUUUUUCACAUUUUAUGUAAAUGCAGAGUUAUAUUACAUAUUAGCCAGACCAGCAACCAUACCAACAAAUAAUUUUUUGAUUGUUAGCUCUGCUAAUAAUUAGGAUGGCUGCAGCUAUUAAUGUUGGUUAAUUAUUCAUAAUGCCCAAAUGCUUUGUUCUUAAAGUUCAGUUCUUUGCAGAUUGUUUGCAGUAGUUUUCCAUGUGGUUGUAGAAGAAUUCAUACAGUAAUGUAUGAAGGGAAGAUAGAUAUGAAAUCACUAUUUCUAUGUAUUAAAAUUAUACAUUUUAGAUAAUUAUUUUUGUAUUAUAAGUAUAUUAUUUGGUGUAAUUACUUACUCCUUAAUAUAAAUUUAAAUUUUAAAGAAUAUGGGCUUAUUGAAAAUUAUUCAAUUCUGAUAAUUCUAAUAAUGAUUCUUAUUAUCAAUUCUGAUAUUUUAAAAGUGAUAAUAAUUUGUCUAAUGUUGCUAAUUAUCAAAUUUGCCAUAUUUCUGACAACUCAUCUUUCUAAAGUGCAAAAAUACUCAUUGUAUCUACUGAUUUUUUUUAAUGUCUUUGUUUUGUCUCAAUGAAUGUGGACAAAUUCCACUAUAGGAGCUGGUCUCCAUGGUUGAUUUGCUAUUUGUGUUAAUCAAACGAUUUCUUCUAAAGAAAUUGUAACAAAGUACAAAACUUGGUUAAAAUUUGACUAAUGUUAGCUGAAUAGUGUGCUUAACAUUUUAAUUUGUAAAAAGUGUUCUUGGAUAUUCCGGAAAUCUGUGGUGUGUUGUUUUUUGUUAGCUGAUGUUUUAGGAUUUUGACUGAGGGCUUGUUAUUUUUUGUCACAGAUUUGCUAGACUGUCUAUUAAGUUUUAUGUAUUAUUAUCAAUAUUCCAUCCUUUCUCUUUGAAACAGAAAAUUGUAAUAUUUGUUAUAACUAUAUCUUUUAAAAAAAGACAUUGAAUGAAGUAAUGUUUUUUUAAAAUUAUUAUUAUUACUUCUGUAUUCAGUCCACUUUAAAAAAUUGAGUAUCUAUCUUAAAAAGUAGCAUUUCCUCAAAUUGUGAAUUUUUUAUCAGUGGACAAAAUAGUGUAUUUGAAUAUAUAGGAAAAAUGGCAUGGUGUCUUGCUAAAAUAUAGAAGUUAUAUGGCAGAAAGUAAGAUGUUUGAGGCCCCAAGAGAAAAAGGUCUUUCUUUAAAUAUGCCUAUCAGAAUAUUGUGACAAGAGAUGAAAAAUUAAACAACAUGACAUACAGUUGCUGCUCUGUGAAGCACAACCCAAUAAAAAGUACUGAAAUGUUGUGGAGAAAAGAAUUCUAAUCAGUGUUAUGAUAUGUGGCUCAUAUUUAUGUAUUAUUAUCAAUAUUCCAUCCUUUCUCUUUGAAACAGAAAAUUGUAAUAUUUGUUAUUACUAUAUCUUUUAAAAAAAGACUUUGAAUGAAGUAAUGUUUUUUUUUUUAAAUUAUUAUUAUUACUUCUGUAUUCAGUCCACUUUAAAAAAUUGAGUAUCUAUGUUAAAAAGUAGCAUUUCCUCAAAUUGUGAAUUUUUUCUUGUCUAACUAAAUCUUGUCUGAUUUUUUUCCAGUUUAAUGAUUUUCCAGAUCCAUUAGUAAACUUUUUGAUUUUAAGUUUGUAUAGUGUAGGCUAAAUAUGAUUUUUACUUAACUGGUUUGCAGAAUUUUAGUUAACUGUUUUGCGGAGUGAACAGACAGAAAAAAUAAAACUUUGCAGAAGGUGGAACUUAUUUCAAAAAGUAAUUCAUUACAAUCAUAUUCCUCACAAAUGGUCCAUUCAUUGCUUUUAAACUGUAAUUUAUAUAUAUAUAUAUAUAUAUAUAUAUACAUACAGAUAUAUAUAUAUAUAUACAUACAGAAGCAAGCCUUAAGAUGAAUACUGGAAAAAACAUAUAACUAUUCUUCAUAUCAUUAAAAUUAUAUAAGCAAAAAAAAAAAAAAAAAAAAAAAAAGCUGAUCACUUUGAUUUAAAAAAAAGUAACUUAUUUCACAGUUAUUAAAAAAUCAACAACAUUAAUUUUUCCAUAAGUAAAAUAUAAAUGGAUUAUUUUAUGAUGCAAAAUAGUAAUUUUGGUAUAUGCCUGCAAAAAUAAUGAACACUAAAAUAUCUAAGAAAUUACCUUGAAAUAUAUUUUCUUAAUGAAUUACACCAAUUAAACAAUUAAAGUUAGCUUUAUUUCAAGCUAUAUUAAUAUGCCACUACAGUAGUUGCAUCAAAAAUUUUAAUAAAUUAUUUAAUCCUUAAUUGAUAAGUGGCCAUAUCUGAAACUGUUCCAUUUAUAAAGCUUCUGCAUCUAUUAGUAUGCUGAUAGAAAUUAAAAUCCCAAAAAACAAAAUCGGUUUAGAGGAAUAAAAUGUAGGCAAAGAAUUUGUCUAGGUAACAUAUGUAUUUGAUUUAUGUUUCAAGAUCACAAGUUAAACUAUGCAUGCAAAGAGCCAUUUUAAAUAUAAAAUUGUGGUACCUUAAUAAUUGCUGUAGUUGCUACUAUAUUGAAUGGAAGCAUGUAAACACAUAAGCAUUGUGUUUUAUAGGUGCCAUAUGUCAUUUCAUGGAAUAGAAUUCCAUGCCUGUUGCACUUGGUCAGUCAAAUCAGCAAUUGUCCUUGCUGGUUGUGGAUAAUACUGGUUUUGUCAUCCAGUCAUGUCCCAUACAUGCUUGAUGGAAAAAAAGAUUAAGUGAUUUUGCAGGCCAAAGACCCAUUUCGACACUUUGUAUAACACAUUGGGUAGUAGCAGCAGUAGAAAGUGUUAUACUUUUGGAACACAUCGUGUAUAAUAUUACUCUAGAAUGGCAGCACAACUGGUGAUUACAUCAGUCUGAUGUUCAAAUUUGCUGUCAAGGUGUGUGGGAUAAUGAUGAGUGCUACCACUGUCAUAGGUAAUUGUUCCCCAGACCAUAACCCUUGGUGUAUGUCAAUCGUGUCUGUGCUGCAGACAGCUUGGUUCCAAGCACUUCCCAGGCAUUUUUCUAACCAACAUACAACCAUCACUAGCAUUAAGAUAGAAACAACUCUCGCCCUUCAAUGAGCUUACCACUGAAGUCAUAAAUGGUGGUGUAGUAGCGUGGCUGCCACUGAGUGUCUGUAUUGGAACUGUUUCCCAAGUAAUCAAUUUGUUCGCUCGGUUGCUCUGGUGCCAGCAAAAGCUCAGAUGUGUGCUGCAGAUGCAGUGAGAUGUGCUACAGAUAUGUGGUGAAUACGGUGGUUUUCUCUUUGAGUGAUCGCGUGUGUGUGGCAGGACCCAGGCCUUCUUGAAACAGUACCUUUCCAUGAUCGCUGCUGCCAACAUUUAUGUACAAUACUCCUUACUUAAUUGAUUAGGGGCAGAAAGGCAUGUUUCUGCAAUAUUGCAAAAAAUCCACCUACAUAUAGUUCUGUUACACGGCCUCGUUCAAACUCAAUAAACUACUGAUGCUACCUUCUUUGUUUCCUUUUCAAGGCAUUUUUUAUUCAGAUCUCGCUCACAGUGCUUAGUCUGGAAGAUCAAUAAAGCACACAAAGUUACAUCACAUAUUUAAGGCAGACGUGGGAUUGCAUGUUCAUAUUGACGCUACUAGGGUCACACUAAUUCGUUUACCAUGAAAAACUUGUAUAGACGUUAUCCAUCAGAUGUGCAAACAUGCCUUGGGAUUUCAUUUUCCUUUAAGUGUAUAUAAGCAAUGAAGAAAUUUUUAAGUUUAUUUGUAACAAAGUUUAAUUUGUUGGCAAAGUUGUAAUAAAUUUUAUUAGUAUUCCUUUUUUAGAACUGUAGUAUCACAAUGGCAAAUGUAUGUUGAGAAACCUUUCAUGUACUGAAAGGUUACAUACCUAGUUAAGGGUUAAAAAAAAAAAAAAAGAGACAAUCUAAUACAUACCAACUAAAAUUAUGUUAUAUUGUGAGAAACUUUGCCAGUGAACUUACUGUAUUACAUUGAUAGUAUUUUAGAAGAGAAUAUCUGAAAUUGAGAAUUUAUAGUUAUUUAUAAAAUUAAGUGGUUUUCAUGUCACUUCAUAUUUUUUCUUUUCUUCAUUUCGUUAUAAAUCCGAUUUCAUUUAUGCUGUAGUUAUAUUAAUUUUUGUCCUACUUUUUGAAAUCUUCGAUCCAAGAGUGAUUUUAAUAGUUCAUAAUCCUUAUAGAAAUUCAAAUUUAACCUUUUUUUCAUGCAAUUGCAUAUUUUCUUUAUUUUAUGCAUAAUGUAUUAAAAUAUUAACAUUAUUUUUAAAAGUAAUAUUUGUAAAAUUGAGAGUUUAGUAUUAUUAUUUAUAAAAUUAGAUUUUGGUAUAGAUUAUUAGAAAAGAACCUUUUAACAUGGCACUUCUUCAUUUAAUUUGGAUAAAUAGUUUUCUAUUUGAUAUCACUACACUCAUGUAAUCUAAAUUAUUUGUGUGAGAAUUGACUUUUGAUUGCAGUUACCCCAAUAGCACAUUAUCUAGCAUAUUUCGUGGAAAUGAGGCAUCUUAAAAACUGAAAUUAUUGAUGCAGUUAUCCAUAUCAUGUGUAAAUAUUUUGGCCAGUUAUUUAACGCCUUGUAUUUUUUCUGCAAUGCACAAUAUUUUUUUAAUUGUAAUCUGUGUGGAGAAAUAUCCCUCUUCAGAAGUAUUCUAAUUAUAUGUCUGUUUGGCAUUUUAAAAAUGCUAUAAAGUUUUGGGGAAAUGCUCUUUUAAAUAUAUUCUUGGAAAUAUUUAAAACUAUAUCAAACAUGCCUAAAUUUCUCUGUUGUGAAUUUCAUCAACACAUAAAUUCCUUUAUAAUAUUUUAAAUCAGCUAACAGGUGAAUUUCCUAAAUCAGUGCAGGGAAAAGUUGAGUUUCUCUAUAAUUACCUAAUUAGUGAUAUUUUUUGGGUUAUGUGUAAUGUGUGAAUAAAGUUUGAAUGCAAGAAGUUCUGCUACUUUCUGGAUUGUGUGUACUUGGAAGUUUCAUUUUCUGGGUUAUGUGUAAUGUGCGAAUAUAUUUUAAAUGUAAUCAAGAAAAAUGUUAAUAUUCCCAGAGCUUGGGAUACUGAUUGUAUGUGAUGGAAUGCCAAAGCUUAUAUCAUGAGAGAAUAACUUUUGUAUUGCUUUUGUGAAUUCUGUAUUUAUUGGCAUGAAUGAAACUAGUAUAUUUUGUAUGUUAUUGUAAGCACUUAAUGAUUAAGUUCUUAAUUAUAUUUCACUUUACUUAUUUUAUCGCUUAUGAUUAUACAUGUAUAAAUAGGCAAGAUAAAACUGUUCAAGUGAUGUAAAGGUUUUACGCGCUGUUGUACAUCUUAAUAAAUGUUGAUGAGAAUUACUGAAA